Molecule: messenger RNA, 1121 nt
Organism: Drosophila biarmipes
Lineage: Eukaryota; Metazoa; Arthropoda; Insecta; Diptera; Drosophilidae
Gene: Sc2
Product: very-long-chain enoyl-CoA reductase
Exons: 4
Coding region: 65-973 (302 amino acids)
Biological process (GO): very long-chain fatty acid biosynthetic process
Molecular function (GO): oxidoreductase activity, acting on the CH-CH group of donors; protein binding
Source: RefSeq, a predicted model, not a curated record
CCACCUGCUAUCGGAAUCGGCGAUUUUCGAUUUUGGACAGUGCUGAUUGCAAACCGGACGCAAAAUGGAGCUCGAGAUUGUCAACGCGAAGAACAGCAAGCCCUACGGCAAGGUGAAGGUGCCCUCCGGCGCCACGCCCAUCGGGGACCUGCGUGCCCUGAUCCACAAGAGCCUCAAGCAGACCCCGGACGCCAACCGCCAGUCGCUGCGCCUGGAGCUGAAGGGCAAGAGCCUGAAGGACACGGACACCCUGGAGUCCCUGUCCCUGCGCUCCGGCGACAAGGUGUAUGUGAAGGAUCUGGGCCCCCAGAUUGGCUGGAAGACCGUCUUUCUGGCGGAAUACGCCGGCCCCCUUAUCGUAUACUUGAUCUUCUACUUCCGACCGGAAUUGGUGUACGGCAAAGCGGCCACUCUGCCGAUUUCCCUAACCACCCACAUUGCCGCCGGCUGCUACACGGUCCACUAUGUGAAGCGUCUGCUGGAGACGAUCUUCGUGCAUCGCUUCUCGCACGCCACCAUGCCGCUGCGAAAUCUCUUCAAGAACUGCACCUACUACUGGGGAUUCACCGCCUACGUCUCCUACCACGUGAACCAUCCGCAGUUCACCUCGCCGUGCAUGUGCACCGUGUGGGCUGCUUUGGGAGCCUUUGCCCUCUGCGAACUGGGAAACUUUUCGGUGCACAUUGCCCUGCGCAACCUGCGUCCGCCAGGCACCAAAGUGCGCAAGAUUCCCGUGCCCGAUGGAAAUCCGCUGACCAAGCUGUUCGACUUGGUGUCUUGCCCCAACUACACCUACGAGAUCGGUGCCUGGGUUUCCUUCUCCGUGCUGACCUCUUGCCUGGCUGCCUAUUUGUUUGCCUUCGCCGGAGCCUUCCAGAUGACCGUCUGGGCUCUGGCCAAGCACCGCAACUACAGGAAGGAGUUCAAGGACUACCCUCGCCAGCGCCGCUCCAUCUUCCCCUUCGUCCUGUAGGAUGGAUCGGGUAUCCCCAUGACGCAUUCGCUGUAUUACCUAUUCCACAUUACACAUUUAUACCAUUUGGCUAGAGUUUAACAGGGUAGUUGUCUAGUGAACUUUGUGCUUUCGUUGAUUUAAAGCAAAUACAAAUUGGAGAAGCGUA